This is a messenger RNA of Anopheles moucheti, 859 nucleotides long. RefSeq lists its product as uncharacterized. The record is from RefSeq and is a predicted model, not a curated record. The transcript has 2 exons. Lineage: Eukaryota; Metazoa; Arthropoda; Insecta; Diptera; Culicidae. Bases 1 to 474 code for a protein of 157 amino acids.
AUGGCGUUUGCUGGCAAUAUACAAACUUUUCGUAAAAAUUGCGCCUCUCAAUAUUUUCCUUUCCAAAUUAGUGCUAAACACAAGUUCGAGAAGUUUGGUGAGGAUGGUAGUACAGAACAAGCUUGCACGGAGUAUGAUAACAGUUUUGUCCCGUUUAACAAUUACUCCAAACCAGUACUGCGCCGUGAUCAACUGAGAGAAGUGUACAAGGAGAAGUUAGAACAAACUUUAAUGAAAAAUGUAAACGAACAGUUGGAAACCAUUCAUCGCCAGGAAGUGGAACGAAAACAGCUAAGGAAACGGAUGAAUUAUUACAUGGCAAAGGAAAACCAGCACGAUCCUCAGUACAGUCUACAACGGACGGAUGAUGUGGUAACGUUCUGGAGCUAUCGCACCCGGCGGAACGCCAACCAUCGACGAAAUAACGAUUUCACUAAGCCCCAUGAUGAGAAACUGGACGUUCAGUUUGAAUAAAUAGCCGCUUUGAUGUGUUUUUAAAUGCUUAACAUUCUUUGCUUUAUUGCACAAGCUUGUUAUAAAACUGUUCAUUUUUAAGCUUUCUCAUCAGAGGCCUGGGUAGCACCGGAUGCUACCGACUGCCCAUCAUCGGCAGGUGCAUCCUGGCACGAUAGUGACGGGAACUUCUGGUACAGAGCAGCGCGGUACUUCGGAUGGCUGAUGCCGUACACGAUCGGGUUGUAGACGGCGUUGGCUUUGGCGAACAGCGAGCCCCAGAUGGUGGCCAGCGGGCUGAUCGGAGCGGCUUUGAAGAUUCCGGUGAAGUUGAUGACCAGAUACGGAGUCCAAGCCAUGAACCACAGCGAGAUGGUGACCAGGGCGACCUUGGCCAGCUUCAUCU